Molecule: messenger RNA, 2872 nt
Organism: Anolis sagrei ordinatus
Lineage: Eukaryota; Metazoa; Chordata; Lepidosauria; Squamata; Anolidae
Gene: NXPH4
Product: neurexophilin 4
Molecular function (GO): signaling receptor binding
Source: RefSeq, a predicted model, not a curated record
GUGCUGAGCGAGGAGUCAACUUUCUUCCCCUCCGCCUUGCUUGCCUGGCUCAGUGCGCCUUGGAUUCUGGCUGCUGCUGUUGGAGGGACCUGCUGCUCUGCUCCUCGCCUCGCUUUCGGAGGGAUCCUGGUAUUUCCAAAGGGGGGAGAAGGCUCCCCACACGCCUCCCUUCCAAAGGCAUCAGCCUCUCUCCCUCUCUCGGUCUCUCCUCUCCUCCUCGGAUCCCGCCACUCUUCGCUUCCUCAACUGGCUUCCCUCCUCCAUGCUGGUGGAAGGUCUCCGCCUGGAAAGAUGAAGCUCCUCCGCUGGGUGCCUCUCCUCCUCAGCCCGUGGCUGCUGCAGAAGGUUGUCCAUGUUGAGGGCCAUGUGACCAAGACCCUGAACUAUCUGGAGGUGAGUCCCCCCGGCGUCUUGAAAACUGGACCAUAUGGCACUGCUUUGAAGCCUCACUCACUCAGCCCUGCUCGGAUAUUUUCCAGUGAGCCAUCCAAAGCUAAACUGGAUCCGUAUGGUGGUGCCAUGACACCAUGGGACUGGAGUAAGAACCAGACAGCAAUGGAGCACUUCAAUCAGCGGGCCAAAAGAAAGCCUUCCAUGAAAGCAGGACGUACCAAGAAGAUCUUUGGCUGGGGGGAUUUCUAUUUCAACAUCAAAACCCUGAAGUUCAGCCUCUUGGUGACAGGCAAGAUUGUGGAUCAUAUUAAUGGCACCUUCAGUGUUUAUUUCCGCCACAACUCCUCCAGUCUGGGCAAUGUCUCAGUAAGCAUUGUGCCACCGACUAAGAUUGUUGAGUUUGAUGUCUUAGUUCCUCCUAUCCAAACCCAACACCUCCACCCUCAGCAGUCCACUUUAGCUGAACCCAAGGAAUCCAAGACCUUCAACUGCCACGUGGAGUAUGAGAAGACCAACCGGGCACGCAAGAACAAGCCUUGCCUCUACGACCCCUCCAAGAUCUGCUUCACUGAGCACACGCAGAGCCACGCUGCCUGGCUGUGCGCCAAACCGUUCAAGGUCAUCUGCAUCUUCAUCUCGUUCUUCAGUAUCGACUACAAGCUAGUCCAGAAGGUCUGUCCAGAUUACAACUUCCAGAAUGAGAAUCCCUAUUUUGGCUGACGAGGGAACAGGGUGCUUUUGAGGGACGGGGAUGCAGGGAGGGGAGGGCUAUUUAAGUAAGCGGUGAUUUUUAUCAGGGUGAGAGUUGGCGGAACAGUGAAAGAAAGAGUUUGAUGGACAGUGAAAGAAACAGAAAAGCCCCCUUUCUCCGUUCUUGAUGGGAGGACAGUCACCAGGUCUGACUAGGAACUGGAUGCAAGUCCAUCAGAUAAACAUUCCCCUCCCAGUGACCACUCAACCUCCGAGAACGAUGGGGAAAUUGAGAUUUAUCUAAGAUACAACAUUGCUUUCAUGCUCCACCCUGCCCCUCUUCUGAUGUCUCUUGGGGGUGUCUCAUGGAAGUUCCCAGCAAUAUGAAGAAGCGGCUUGCUAUGCCUGUCUCUCUUUUGUGCAUAAAUGAACCCUGCUGCUCUGUGGCGUUGUCACAAUGGCUACAUAAUCCUUUCUCCUGAAAUCAUGCCUUCCAUGUGGAAUGUAAGGGUGCUGAGUGGCGGCAAUCAUAUCUGUCUGUCUGUCUAUCUGUCUGUCUCUCUGCCUCCUCACCUCUCCCUGGGAUAAGCCACAAACCAUCAACCUGAAGUUCUCACUAACUUGGCUGAGGCUGUAGGAAAGGGCAGGAAAAGACAAAGGAGCUGGGGAGUGGAUGAUGACAUGGGGUAAACACUGUCCAUUGUAUGAUCAUCCAUAUACAAACAAAAUAAAAACAUAUUACAUUUGGGGUGGGGUGGGAUUUGAACUGAGGGUAGAUAUGGAAGUUGGAGCCACAUAGCAUCUAUUUGAAGGAAACAGCAAGGUUGGAAGGUAUACAGGCGCAUCUGAAUGUAACCAAAAUGGUAGCCUUUUCCAGUGGGCAUGCGAAAAUGGAAACGUUCUCAGCAGAGGCAUGGGUGAGUGUUAAUAGAAACCUAAGUAGGUGUGUGUACGAGCAGCCAAAGAGACUGAAAUUCAACAGAAGCGUGUCAGUAGUAACAAGUAGAUGGAGUGUGUAUGUGUACACAGCAUGGUGCCUCACAAGAACAUGCGCUACAUUUUGUGGCCUUAAUGACAUACAUGUGCACAAGAGUGUUCAUUUGAAUAUAUAAUGAGAAAUGUAUAUGCAUGUUAGCAACAAGUAACAAAAGUGUGUGAGCAUUUUAAUUAGGGCUGGGAGUGUUUAUUGAUUUAUUCAGCCGAUCAAUCAACACGAGUUAAUCACAGAUAGAAAUUUCGCCUUCUAAUUGAUUGAUGGGGUUUCAAAGAAGGACACGCUGUUGGGUGCCUGGACUGGUGUACUAGCUCCCUUCCUUGCUGCGGAUGGGUUUUGCUUCCAGUUUACAUCCAAAGAGAACCAAUAUUUCUUAUUUCAGGGUGAAACCAUUAGGGUUUUCCUGCCAGCAAUAAGAAUCACAGAGCAGCAGUGGCUGACAGUGCUCACUUGAAAAGGACAUCAAUUUGUCUUUUCAGUCUGGAUCUUUUGUGCUACCUAUGGGAUUUGAAGUUGUUCCUUUUUGAAGCCGUGUAGGCUGUGGCGUGUGCCUGUAAUUGGGACUAUUCUGUAUGGAAAAGAACAUGUAAAAGAUCGCCUUUUCCUUCUUGACAAUGAGAGGCAGCUUUUGGUUAUUCAAGGAAAAGUGACCUCAUAUUUUAGUGGGAACUCAAGCUUUCCCUUCUGCAACAUCAAAAAAGCACCUGUAAAUGUUUCCAAUAAGUUCAUAUAUCUUUAAAUAUAAUUGAUCUGCUGAUCAAAAGCCAGUUAAUUAUUCAGCAAAACCUCUUUUUA